GCACGCGCAGAGGAGCACGCGAGGCUCGUCGGAACAGCUGACGGGAAGGGUCACAGCACUGCAAGCAAAGCGACGGUCCAUCACGCAGAACCUCUGGAGCAGAGGAGUGGCGCCUGCGCUACCGUCGACGGCUGCGCGUGCAUGGCCACACGGUCCGGACGAGGCGACCUCUGCCAGGCGCAACACACCUGAGCCCCCCCCCCACCCGAGCCCCCACAGAACGCGUCUUUCCCACCCACCUUCCCCCGCCACGUCCCGCUCACGCGCCUGCCACCGCCGCAGUCGGAGGGGGGCGGCCAGAGAAACAAAUACGGCCCGCGCAAGUAAAAUGGAAGAGCUCGUCAUUUAGGCGCUCGCCGCUCUUCAUCGCCGUCGACAACCUCGAGCGCAGAUCGCUCGCCUUCAAUGUAUCGGCAACUCGAGCGAACGGGCAAAGCCGGCGGGAACGAGCGCCGCUUUGUUUGCCCGGGCGACCGGAGAAUGGUUGCAAAGUGACGGGCCCCGACACCCUGCGCUUCUUCGUGGACGAAACGGAAAGGGCGCCGUUCCGUACUUUCGCGGCGCUGCGGGUGAAUUCGGCUCGGAGGUGCGGAGGUGCGCCAGGAGAAGGGGAGGGUGGUUGCGCAAUGUGAGCACGGCCAGGAUCGCCGGCUACGUCGAAGCGAAGCAGCUGCUCUUUGGAGGCUACGGGUGGGGGUGGAGGUGUGGGGGCAAAGGAAAGUUCAAAUCAAGCCGAGACCGAUCGAGACACCACGCCGAUUACGUAAAUGUGAACUUGAAAAUGUUGUGGGCACUGAAAGUUACGUCUUGAAGUCUACGCGAACAGGUUUCUGAAGUUGCAAUUUCAAUCGGAGUGAAAGCACAUAUAUUCAUUACGAAGAUACCAUACACUGAGUUUAUAAAAUAUCAUUUGAUUUUUUGACAUAAUAAUAAAAAGAAGAAGACAAUGGCAAGAAUGAAUAGACCAGCACCGGUGGAGGUCACGUACAGGGAGAUGAGGUUUCUCAUUACCCACAACCCCAACAAUACCACGCUCAACAAGUUCAUAGAGGAGCUGAAGCAGUACAGCGUGACGACCGUGGUACGCGUCUGUGAAGUGACGUACGACAAGAGUCCGCUGGAACGGGAAGGCAUAAGCGUCAUAGACUGGCAGUUUGACGACGGCGCCCCACCCCCUGGGAAAGUGGUCGACGAUUGGCUGAGCCUUCUCAAGACAAAGUUUCGCGAGGACCCGGGAUCGUGUGUAGCCGUCCACUGCGUUGCUGGUCUGGGCAGGGCUCCCGUGUUGGUGGCGUUGGCGCUGAUCGAGAGUGGGAUGAAGUAUGAAGACGCUGUACAGUUCAUCAGGCAAAAGCGACGAGGGGCUAUUAACAGCAAGCAGCUGCUGUACCUGGAGAAAUACCGGCCCAAGAUGCGACUGCGUUUCAAGGAUUCUAACGGCCACAAGAACAGCUGCUGCGUCCAAUAAAGAAAAAAACGACGACGAAAUGUAAAAACGGACACUUGGGAAGUGCCGGAAAAGCGAAGACACUCAACCCAAGUUCAGCGGGAGAAGAAUCAAUUCAAGAGGAGACACAGGCGCUCUGCCAAUGCUUCAGUUACGGUUGGUGCAGAGGGUAAGCGACAAACCGGGAAGGAGAUAUGAAAUGUGGACCUUUAACAACAACCAGCAUUGAUUAUGCAAUCAACAAGUUAACCUGAAAAAAGUUACGGCCCUCCAGAUAAUGAAUCCAUCAAAAAUUGACAAAACCCGGUGUAAUUCCAUGAGCAGUUGCUUCAAGCAGUGUUUGUUGCGAAUGUCGAAUUGUGGAAUAUGAAUGAACGGAGGAAGGAAGGAGGUGCAUGCUGUCGUCUGCGGGUGGUCACGCCGUUAUGCGGCAGCUGAAGGAGACACUUGACGCAAAGAGGAUUCGCCUGCCCACUCCAUCAGCUUCAAGGUUCUCUGCAAAAACGCUACAAUCGAGACCCCCCUCCACAACUAACAUCAUAAGGAUGUCUCAAAACACUUUGCUUCACUUCUGUACUGAACAUUUUGUUGAUCAAAUCAACAAAAACAAGUUAAAAUCAGCAGCCAGUGGACGAAUUGCAAGUAAAACGCAUUUCAAAGCGGAAAGUGAAAAGAACUCUUAAAAUUCUACACCAAAAUGUAAACAAAAAGGAGCCAUUUUUUUAACAAAGACUGCCACUGCUUUCUUGUCGAUGCGUCUGCAGGAAAACGCAUUUGUAUUUCAAUGCCGUUCUGAAAUAUCAAAACAUUUCAGAUGUUUUUGAAUAAAACAAAGGGCCAUAAACCUUGUCAUAUUUUUGAUAAUGUAAUUGAGAUGUGAAGGAACAGGUAUGUGAAUACAAACUGUUAUUUUAACUGUUGUUUGAUAUCAGACUAUGAAAUGAUAUACAUGUAGUGACGUUGCCUAAUACUGUAAAUCUGCACUUUUUACGUAUGUAUUUUUAAAAGCUCAAAUUGUUUUAAAGACUGACUCAGCUAUUCAAAAUAAAACCACACACACACACUUGUGCCUUCCAUGACGAUAUCAUGUAAAACAGCGUUGCAAUGCAAUUUAAGAGCGAGGCUGCGGGGGCGCGGUUCAGUCUGUGUGCUCAAGCUACUCGGGUCAAGAGGUUGCGAGCAUUCGGUACUGUGAGAGUUUUUAAGAUUUAAAAAGAACUGGGACAGCAAAAAUGGCAACAAAAAAAACCCCGUGGGUGGAAUUCGGAUUACAUUAUUUGUCCAUGUGCUACUGUAUCAAUGGCAUGAUUGAUGCUCAGUCUGGAGUUUGCAGGUUAAACUAAUUGUCCAGGUGAUACUGCGUUGGCAGUGGUCCACCGACUUUGCUCAUUAACGCCACCUUAAAAAAAGUACAGAAUAGGAGGCGUUUCGGCACAUGUGCUGUGAAGAAGGCCCAUUGCCCAAAUCGUCACCUAUGAUAUACUUUAACUUUUAAGGCCACGGUGUUAGACUCAUGUGUUGAGUUCUUUUUGUAUUUCACUGGGUAGACCACAAAUGGUCCAUUGGAAAUGCUUAGACAGCGCAAUUUCAAUUUAUAAAUGCAAUAACAUAUGUACGUUACACCAUAAGUGAUAAAGAAAUGCAUUGUCAAAUAUGUAAUAGGUGACUACCCUAACAUUACAGAAGGAUUGCUGAGUAAAGGACUCCCCCCAUGCUGUAUGGGUUAUGCGACUUAUCUGAUCGUACUUCACCAUGCUGGUACUUGACAAGACUGAAUUUAAAAAAAUCUAAUCUGCAUGUUUUAUUAAUUAGGCAUUGCCUAAAAAGUAGCCAAUGCGAUCUUGUGACUCGUGGCGCUCACAAGAUGCGCCGGUCAAAGCUUGGAGCGGUAGGCAAAAGUGGCUCCGAUCUUUUACUGGACUUGAGAACCCCAGCCAAAGCCAAGGGGCUCACAAAACACAGAGGCCACAACAUCCUCCUGAGAGCGGAGUUUGAGCCCCGAGCGCCCAUCAAAUGACACAAUCCGCUUCUCCGGUAUCAGCAUGGUCACUGAAGUACUCAAAAAACAAAACAAACAACAAGUAUAACCCGUAAAAACAACGUUUUUCACUAUAAAUCCUUUAUAUGCGUGGCGGCAAGAGUCCUCUCGUCCUCUGGCUUGAGAUGGCUGCCACCUAUGGGUCAGAUGAUUGCCUGCCACCAUUAAGCAAUUGGUAAUUAAAUAUAUUUUUGUCCUAAAAAGUGUAAAAUUUUGGAAAAUUGUUUUCACGGACAUUAAUUGUCACGCACAACGAGUCUGUGUGGAAAAUGUCAACUCGAUUGGAUCACGGGAAGUGGGUUAAAAAACGACCGAAAGAUUUGCACGGUCAUAAGCAACCAAGCGAACUUAAUAUAAAGGAUUUAAAAAAGGUAUAAAAGAAACAUGUUAUAAGCCAUAAUAGGCAGCCAAUGGACACAUUGCAAAUAAGUUGUCAAUGUAUUUCAAUUAUAUAUUUGCAUUCUAGAUUUGAAGCUUUCGUGUCUGCAAGGAUUCAUACUCUUAGUUCUUUCGGUAAAGUCACGUAGGUAAAAAAUGAAAUUAAAAUUAAUAAAAAUAAAAAUACUUUUUUAUUUUAAUUUAAUUUUUUACGUACGUGACUUUACCGAAAGAACUAAGAGUAUAUAUAUUUGCACACACACUCUCUCCUGCAAGGCUUGCAGCGCAGGUCUCGUGGUUUGGGCAAGGCAAGUGCUUAAACCGUUCAUUAAGCAGACGCCAGUGUGAUAUUACUCUGGGCCCUUCAGUCAGCGAGACAUGCGACUGCUGUCAAGGAGAUACAAACUGAAAUAGACUUUGCGCCUACAUGCGGAAAGCACGGUUGAAAUGUCAACGGGGUUUAAAAAAAACAGACAGACAGUCAGACACGUCUCUUCACAUGCCACCUCCAGCGCACGCACACACACACGUGUGCAUGUUCGCAAGCCUUUGGGCUAGUCUGGCCGGUGGCUCCCCUUUGCACUGCAGAACUCUGUAUAGAUACCCCCCCCCCCCCGCCUCAAACUACUUAGCAGUGCAGAGGCCACUUAACCGGAAAAAAAGUCCCCGUAGCAAGGGCAUCUGUAAAUACUAAAAAAAAACACUCAUGGUCUGACACGAGCAUUUGGCUAUCAAUGACCGAACUUUGAAGGGUACACGCAGAUGGUGUAAACGGAGCGUUGUGGGAAUCACAGACAUGACAUUUCCUCCGCUUGCCUUCAAAUUGCUUGCCCUUGAUAAAUGAAAAGAAAGCGUGGAACAGAUCCAUCGAUUUCUUAUUGACCGUUGCGCUCGGGAUACACGCGUAGAAUUUGUGCGAGUGAGAAUCGAUUACUUUGCUGUAUUUAUGAUGUGUGUGCAUAAAAAGUGAGUGAUGGAGCAAAGGCGAUUGUACAAAAAUGGGACGGGUGUAAUGGAGAAACAAUACAAGAGGAGAUGGUAAAAAGGAGAAUGUUAUUCUCGUAUGUUACGACGACCUUGAUUCGUGACAAUUCAUCGAAUGGGGGGGGUGAAUCGUUCAAGCGUGUAGUGAAAAAAAAUAGGUCGAGUGCUUACAGGGUCUGUUUUCAAAUCGGUCUUGUGAGUUGCACGCAAUAACGGGGAGGCCUCAAUAAAGUCGAAGCUUGUGUCAAGGCUUGUGUGUA
Molecule: messenger RNA, 5107 nt
Organism: Lethenteron reissneri (Far Eastern brook lamprey)
Lineage: Eukaryota; Metazoa; Chordata; Hyperoartia; Petromyzontiformes; Petromyzontidae
Product: protein tyrosine phosphatase type IVA 1
Biological process (GO): protein dephosphorylation
Source: RefSeq, a predicted model, not a curated record